Fundulus heteroclitus (mummichog) is the source of this 1062-nucleotide messenger RNA. Its product is annotated as C-C chemokine receptor type 3-like. Gene Ontology annotation, cellular component: membrane. The record is from RefSeq and is a predicted model, not a curated record. Lineage: Eukaryota; Metazoa; Chordata; Actinopteri; Cyprinodontiformes; Fundulidae. The transcript is spliced from 3 exons. Gene Ontology annotation, biological process: immune response; chemotaxis; G protein-coupled receptor signaling pathway. Gene Ontology annotation, molecular function: chemokine receptor activity. Bases 1 to 1062 code for a protein of 353 amino acids.
AUGAGGUUCAUGAUCAAAGAUGGCCAAUUUUGCCUAAAGAUGACACCAACAACCUCUGGUUAUGGUUACAACAAUACAACAGCUGAAGUAUUUGAACCAUGUAACAGAGAUGAUGACAACAGCCUGGGAGCAUAUAUGUCUAUCCUUUACUACUUAAUGUUUGUGUUCAGUGUUUUUACCAACGUGUCGGUUCUGGUUGUCCUCUGUCGGUCUGAGAAGCUGAGCACUGUGGUCAACAUCUUGCUGGUGAACCUGGUGGUGUCCUCCAUGAUCUUCAUGAGCAGCCUUCCCUUUGUGGCGGUCUACAUGCAGCUCUCCUACUGGAUAUUUGGCUUAGUUAUGUGCAAAAUUGUCUUCAGUGUACAUUUCCUGGGCUUUUACAGCUCUGCCUUUUUCUUAACUCUGCUCAUGAUGGAUCGUUACUUUGCUAUAGUCCAUUCAAUGUCUGCACUACAGAGAAGGAGUCGAUGCUAUGCUAUCAUAUCUUGUACAGUGGUGUGGCUGAUAAGUGGUUUGGCUUGCAUUAGGCCAAUGCUCCUCCGCAACACUUACAGUCAUAUGGAGAUUGUGUACUGUGAGAAUACUCUGAACCUCACUAAUGUUGAUGGAACAAUGCUCCAAAAAUCUGAAUUUUAUGUACGGAUUUUUGUCUUCUUGAUUCUCCCUCUGGUUGUCAAUUCUUAUUGUAGUGUUAGGAUUAUAAUCACAAUCAGAUCAUCAAAAUCAGCUAAAUUGAAGGCAGUCAGGGUGAUAUCAGUCAUUGUAGUGUUGUUCUUCAUUUGUUGGAUACCUUUUAACAUUGUAGAACUCCUGCAUGAUGGACCCAAAGAUUGUAGGGAAGAACAGAGACUUGGUUAUGCUCUUCAAAUCACCCGUAAUAUGGCAUACUUUUACUUCUGCAUCAGCCCCAUCUUUUAUACAUUUGUGGGGAAAAAAUUCCAGAAGCAAUUCAAAAAGCUCCUGAAGAAACAUUUGCUGUGCUUAAAGAAGUACAUUUCUUAUAAUUUAGACAACAAUACAUCAGGGUUCACAGCAGGAACUGAACAUAGCUCUACAAAGUGA